AAUGGAUUGAUCAAUACCAAACUCCCCUUAAUCUCGGCCAUAUCUCCUUUAUCCUGGAACCCUCCUCCUAUAUUUUACGAUCCUCCAAUUUCAUCAUCCUCCCCUUCACAAUUGACCGAAUAUCUUCACCAUCACAACCACUCACGCCAUCUCCAACCACCACCGCCUGAAACCACUUCACCGAGAAGCACCAACUACCAAACGGUUGCCCAUAUACCCCAAACACCACCGUCAUUCAAGAACAAGCACCGCCACCAUCGAGCUUCCACUACUAUCAACGAAGACAACCAACAGACACCCCUCUCCAACUGUCGACCAACCUCGCACCACCACUUCCGUGAACCCGCGCCAUCGAAUUUCUUAUUUCAUGUUUGACUGUUUCUACCUUCAAGUUAUAUCACACAACCAUUUUUUGAGGUUCAAGAUAAUGAAGGUGAGUGAUGCUUGUUCGAACAGAUGGAGGUUGUGGUGGUGCUUAGCUAUAACAGGUGAUAGCGAGUGAUGGUUGGCGUAGAGUGAAACCAGUGGUUGAAGGUCUGGUGGUGUUAACUGGUGGUCCGGCGAAGUCCGCACCACCAUCACCACCCUCUGUUCCGGUCACGGCUCUCCAAGUAUGAUUUCGCAUAAGAUUUUGAUCACCUUCUUUCUCUUCUCUUCAUCUGCUUCAGUUACCAUCGCACAACACCUUGUUUGCUCUUUAAAAACCCUAGACACCACAUUCACUAGAUUUACGAGCACACAGAGACUUACAAGAUGUUUGAGAUUUAUCUUUUCAAGUAAUGGACCUUCCGUAGCUUGGUUUGUUCUUUGUGAUCAUGUGUGCUGAGAUAAGCAAUUGAAAAGUACAUGUUUAAGCUCUCAACAAAUGGGAACAUGCUCUCUAUUUUAGCUUCUGUAAAAAAUGAAAGGUCUAUUUCAGCUUCUGUCGAAAGUGAGAACCAGAGGAGGCGAAGGAAGAAGACGUCAAAAAUCAAAAUGCUGCCUUGGAAUAGUGUUGAUGCUCCAUUAGUUGGUGUUAACAAUGGCUGGCAAACUAUAGCAUCACAUGCAUCUCUACAAACAACGGGUUUUAGGUUUCUAAAUCGCUUCAAAAUGAAAACGAGAUUGAAAGGAAAAUCCUCGGAACCUAAAAGAGCAAGUUUAUCGGCUCAAACAACUGUUUUGAUGAACUGGAGCUGAUCAUGUUUCUGGUUUGUUGUUCUUUUUUUUUUGUUUUCCUGUUAAUAGCAUUGCACUUUGACAUUUGUUUUUGAUUUUUACAGAAACAGAAAAGAAAUGAAUUAUUUUUGCCAUUAAAAAAAACAUUGUCUUCUUGACCUACUUCCCUUUUGCUUGAAAUGGAAUCUACAUGUGUGUGCAUUUGUGCUUACAGUUCAUUUUCUUGGUUUAACACCAUGUCAGGAGUUUUAUUCAUUUCAGGGGUAGAUUUGGUAUCUUUUUUUUUGUUUGUUUUUAUAUAUAUUGCGGUAAAAGGUAGGCGUGUUUUGUAAAUUUUUACAAAUUAGUUUAUUGAUAUGCAUGUUUGUUUUUAUAAAACAGGACAUAAAUUCAAUUUUUUGUUGACAAG
This is a messenger RNA of Lactuca virosa, 1567 nucleotides long. The record is from the annotation of a GenBank genome assembly. Lineage: Eukaryota; Viridiplantae; Streptophyta; Magnoliopsida; Asterales; Asteraceae.